Messenger RNA from Chrysemys picta bellii (western painted turtle), 1999 nucleotides. The record is from RefSeq and is a predicted model, not a curated record. Lineage: Eukaryota; Metazoa; Chordata; Testudines; Emydidae.
UGGGCUGCUCGGGAGUGCCCUAAGCAACUAGGGAGUUCAGAGCAUGUGGACUAACCAAGGGACAGGCUAGGGAGGUCUCCAGUCUGAGCCCUCUGACGGAGGGGGCGAAAGGCAGGAAGCCCGAAGGUUUCUGUGUCAUGGAGAGGGGGCCAUUGUGUGUCCUGGUGCUGAUGUUGACUCUGGGGGGCACCUCUGGGCAGGAUGGAGAGUACUGCCAUGGCUGGGCGGACAGCUCACAGCUCUGGCAUAGGGGCUUUCGGUGCCCAGAGCACUACGACAGCCCAGAGGCUACUCUGUGCUGCGGCACCUGCAAUCUGCGCUACUGCUGCUCAACCAGAGAGGCUCGGCUGGACCAAGGCUUGUGUCCUAGUGACCAUCACCAGACCAUAAAUGACUGACUUCUCUCUCUGUAUUUUCCAUUUCCAGUGCCCAUGUACUUACCUUUCCUCCUCGUUGGGUCCAUAUUUGUGGCUUUCAUUGUCAUUGGGGCCUUCGUUGGUAUUUGCUGCUGUAGAUGCCUGAAAUCCCAGGAUGAAGAGCAGCAACAUGGGCCUGCACCAAUCCAGAGUCAGCUGCUCGAAGCUGCUGCUCCUCCUUGGUUCUCCAGUUCAGCCACCAGAUGCUCCUUGGGUAGUCAUCCUCAGACCAGUAACAUCUGCCUGAGCAUGGCUCCACCUUUCCCCAUCAUAGGGUCCUCUCAAGGAGCCCAGUUCUUGCCUCCUACAUCAACCAAUGGAUCCCUUUUGCAGCCUGCAUGUACUACUUAUGGAAUACCAACUGAUCAUACUAUCAUAACAACUCCAGCAUCUUUCCUUAAUAGAGCAGUCUAUGGACAAACUUCUUACUAUCAUUUUCCUGUAAGUGCCAUGCCUGGUGACCAAACAAUGUACUCAGGGGCUCAUGUCUAAGAUGACUUAUAACUGCAGAACUCCAUAUUGUAAAAAUGUAGGGUGCUUUUUGGACAAAGUAACAAGUGGGAAGUAAUACAAACUUCUGAAAUUAUUAGCAUGUGUGAAAUGAGAAUCCUGUCUUUAUACCUAUUUGGGAAAAAUAGGUCUCAUUUUAAUUGUUUAACCAGUUAAUUUAGUAUGUACUACCUUGGGGCUCAGGUUCAGUCUCCAUGGUUCAUUCAUUUAUUGGCAUGUUUUCUCACGGCAGGGCUAAUCUUGGUGGGGGUUUUAACUGUGGACAGCUGUCCACUGGGAACUGGAGCAAUACUGCCAUACUCCUUCGCAUAGGCAGUGAACAGCCUGCUGAUCUUGGAACUCUUGGUCAGUUACUAACUUAGGCUGAAUUUGAACCCAGCUACCUACAGGGCUCUCUUACCCAUUACGAAAUGCCUUAGCCAUUCUGCAAUCUUAAGACUAAUUUUGCAUUAUAUUUUAAAUGGCUUGUAGAGUACUUUCUCUGAUUAAAAACUAGUUGUUUUAUCUUAAAGGGACAUUGUCAAAUCAUGUCUUUGCCUGAAUUUUUAUCUACAUCUGACUGUUUCAACACAAGCUUAUUCUAAGCAAAAGGAAUUAGAGGGGAGAAUGAAAAGUCUUGUUUUUCUUUCUUACUGUGACUAUACUAUGCAUGUAUUAGCAUUACGCAUAGUCAGUUUCACUGUUGUUUGCAUGGGCCCAUACUGACGGGGAACAAAAUAACGUUCAGAAAAUGUGAAUGACAGCAAAAGCAAAAGUUGGCAGAGGGACUAGGGAGCAGGUGGAGUAUCUGAAACUACUUUUUACAUUCCCCCCUACCCCAAAUUGACUGGAUGUCAAGUUGAUGGUGACUCUAAGACUGAACAUGUUGCUGAAGAGCUGUCAGUUAAGUGCUGAUACAGGAGCCGCUUUUAGGCCAAAACUUUUUGUAAAAUGCACUUUGUGUCUGUGCAGAUUAUUGGGGUGGGGGGAAAUAACUUUGUGCUGGUGUAUUUGUUGCUCUCUGUCUUGUAAUGGUUUAGUGCAGGGGUAGGCAACCUAUGGCACGCGUGCUGAAGGCGGCACGCGAGCUGAUU